AUGGCGAUCUUGUUGACACUUGCCCUGUUCUUGGGUUUGGCCGCCGAGGCCACCUCCCUCCAAUGUUACAGCUGCCACAAUUUCAACCAGAACUGCACACUGAAAGCCAACGGUUGUAAUGACACCCUGCACCAGACCUGCCGCAGUCUCACUGUCCGUGAGAAAGGCCGAAGCCACGACCACGAGUACAUCGUAAACGGAUGUGGGCACUGCCUGGGUCUCAUUACCUUCAAUAGUGGCCCCUACUCGGCCUUCCUGCACGCUACCUGCUGUAACUCGGACCUGUGCAACGAUCAAGUGGAACCAGAGAAAGAGAACAAGGUCCCGAACGGCCUGGAGUGCGAGGGCUGCUUCGCGUUAACGGAGGCAGGCUGUAACCGCUCUAUGGCCGCGGUGAAAUGCUACGGGCAACAGGACCGGUGUAUUCAUACGUCGGGCAACUUGCACUGGUUGGACAACUCUACUUACGUCUUGAAGGGUUGCGCGUCCCACUAUGUCUGCCACAACAAUAACUCAAUCUCCGUCUUCGGCCUGGAGCCCAACACUGGCUUUUACUGCUGCCAGGGUGACCGGUGUAACCUGGAGUUUCGGAACCUGACACGGGACAGCACAAUGGCACUGAACACCGUCAAUGCAGCCACUUCCCUUGGCACCCAGAGUCUCCUACUCAUCGCCCAACUGCUGAUAUUGAGGGUUUCUGAACUCUAGGAUGCAACGUCUCAGGGGAACAAGUGGGAGUGGGUGCUGAGUUCCUUGCCUAAUGCAAUGGAGGCGGCUCUGGUGGGGAGUGGGGAGGGAAUGGCAGUCACUUCAGGAUUCAUAGCCUCAAAUCCAACCCCUCCCUCCCUCCUCUUUCUCUCCCAGUUAUCCUCUCUGCAUCCCUCCCUUCCACCCUGUCAAUCCUGAACUCAACCCACUGUCCCACUCUCUCCAUGACUCCAUGUUUAAAGCUAAUCCCAUUGCCCUCCCUCUGUCAAUCCCAAUCAAAUCCCACUGCCCCGCUCUCUCCCCACCAGCUGUGCUUCAGUCCACAAACCCAGCCCACUACCCCACUCUCCCUCCACAGCACUGUCAGUCCCCAAACUAAUCCCACUGCCCUCUGUCUCUUCACAUCACUGUGUCAGACCCUAAUGGUCUCAUGGCCUAACCCCAACUAUUCUCCUUCAUUCUCUCUGUCUCCCCUUCUCUGUUUUCAUCUCAGUGUGAUACGAACAUGAAUAAUAUUUGAUUUACUUUACGUAAAUAAACAUGUGAACCUUGG
Messenger RNA from Mobula hypostoma (lesser devil ray), 1261 nucleotides. RefSeq names its product urokinase plasminogen activator surface receptor-like. The transcript has 5 exons. Lineage: Eukaryota; Metazoa; Chordata; Chondrichthyes; Myliobatiformes; Myliobatidae. The record is from RefSeq and is a predicted model, not a curated record. The coding region runs from base 1 to 708 and encodes 235 amino acids.